GAGUCUUCUUAUCUUCUCCUUCCUCCUUCGUCACGAAGAAGAGGGUCAAGAAAACUAAAAAAAACAAUGUUCACUUCCUCCGACAAACCUCCUUCUCCAAUCGAUUUCUACAAAGACGACAACUCCAACUCCAACCAAUCUCCAACCUCACGAGACAUAGAGAUGAUGAUCGACGGACACCAACACCAACACCAAAUCCUCCUGGGAGACAACAACAACAGCAGCAGCAGCAGCGAGGACCACGAGAUCACCACCACCAAGGCCCCGAAGAAGCGAGCUGAGGCGUGGGUGCAAGACGAGACCCGAACCCUGAUCACGCUCCGGAGAGAAACUGACACUCUUUUCAACACGUCAAAGUCCAACAAGCACCUCUGGGAAGAGAUCUUGAGCAAGAUGAGGGAGAGAGGGUUCGAUCGGUCUCCGGCCAUGUGUACGGACAAGUGGAGGAACCUGUUGAAAGAGUUUAAGAAGGCUAGUAAUGACGACAAAGGUGGGUCCGGCGGGAAGAUGUCUCAUUACAAGGAGAUUGAAGAUAUUCUUAGGGAGAGGAGCAAGAAAGUGGCGGCGGUGGCCACGUCUUAUAAGAGCGUUACUACGCCUUCUAAAGUUGAUUCCUUUUUGCAGUUUCCUGAUAAAGGUUUUGAUGAUGCAGGCAUGUCCUUUGCAUCUGCUGAAGGUAAUGGGAGGCCAACGCUAAAUCUUGAAAGGGAGCUUGAUCAUGAUGGGCAUCCACUCGCCAUUGCUUCUGCUGAUGCCGUCACUGCAAAUGGAGUUCCUACUCCUUGGAAUUGGAGAGAACCUACUGCUGGAAACGGGAGUGAUGGUCAGCAGUUUGUGGGGAAGAUCAUAACAGUGAAGUAUGGAGACUAUACAAGAAGAGUUGGGAUCGAUGGUACAGGUGAGGCCAUCAAGGAAGCUAUCAGAUCCGCGUUUAGGUUAAGAACAAGGCGAGCUUUUUGGGUUGAGGAUGAAGAACAGGUUGUACGCUCUCUUGACAGAGACAUGCCUCUAGGGAACUAUACACUCCAUGUAGAUGAAGGAAUAGCUGUUAGAGUGUGUCAUUAUGAUGAGUCUGAUCCGUUACCAGUUCAUCAAGAGGAGAAGGUGUUUUACACGGAAGAGGAUUACAGAGAGUUCUUGGGACGAAGAGGAUGGACGUGUCUGAGAGAGUUUGAUGGAGGGUUUAGGAACAUAGACGGUAUGGUUCGGAAUGUAGAUAGUAUGGAUGAUCUUCAACCUGGUCUCUUGUACCGAGGAAUGAGAUGAUGAGAUAAACGAGUAGUGCAGGCAGCUAGAAGAUAACCCUUUUUUUUUCUUUGUACAUAUAUUUCGUCGAUACAUUUCAUCUAAUGUUAGAUU
Molecule: messenger RNA, 1359 nt
Organism: Raphanus sativus (radish)
Lineage: Eukaryota; Viridiplantae; Streptophyta; Magnoliopsida; Brassicales; Brassicaceae
Product: trihelix transcription factor GT-4
Exons: 5
Coding region: 67-1266 (399 amino acids)
Source: RefSeq, a predicted model, not a curated record